Molecule: messenger RNA, 1498 nt
Organism: Ornithodoros turicata
Lineage: Eukaryota; Metazoa; Arthropoda; Arachnida; Ixodida; Argasidae
Product: glutathione S-transferase omega-1-like
Exons: 4
Coding region: 11-874 (287 amino acids)
Biological process (GO): glutathione metabolic process
Cellular component (GO): cytoplasm
Molecular function (GO): glutathione transferase activity; glutathione dehydrogenase (ascorbate) activity
Source: RefSeq, a predicted model, not a curated record
ACCAUUCCGUAUGCACCCUGAAGGUGGCAUGACAUUUUUCUGGUCGCUGCCGGUAGUUCGCGUUUCCGUGAUACCACAGGGUGAUACCUUCCUUCCGUCCACUUCCGAUAUAUUUUUUUCAGCGCCUCCACCCCUCCACCUCCACCACCUCCAUCCUCUACCUCCUCUCCAACUUCCGCAUUCCCGUGAUGCUCUUCUUGGUAACCCGUUUGUAGUAACGUUCGUUUUUGGUAACCCGGGAAACUUGCUUGCGCCGUGGAAAAAUGACUCUGAAGGCAUACAAAGCAGCCACGAAAUUGUGAACAUUGAUUUGAAGAACAAGCCAGACUGGUUCCUUAACGUCCAUCCAGCUGGCAAGGUGCCCUUGCUGCAGCAGGAUGACAAAGUGAUCAACGAAUCCCUUAUUGUGGCUGAAUACCUGGACGAGGCUUACGGUUCAUCCAGACUCCUCCCUACGGAUCCCUACCUGAAGGCUCGAGACAAGAUGUUUCUUGAAGUUGGUUGUCCGGCGGCCAUAUCGGUUUUGAAGAUAUAUUACAACAAGGAGGACAGGCUGCAGAUCUGGAGUAACUGGAUAGAAAAGUUGAAAGCCAUCGAGGAAGAACUAGCUUUACGGAAAAUGCCAUAUCUAUCCGGUGCACAUCCAGGCUUCAUUGACUAUAUGACUUGGACCUUCUUCCCAAGAGCCGGAGCAUUCUCCACGGUAUUUCCGGAGCUCAAAAUGCCAUCCCCUUCUCAAUAUCCACUUCUUGUUUCAUGGAUGAACCUCAUGAAGAAAGACCCUGCUGUGGUGGGUACCGUAAAUGAGGCCCAUCUGCUUGAACACACAAAAGGUGUCUUGAAUGGCAUUUUUGAUUAUGAUGUGGGUCUGUGAACAAUGCGAUAUAUCUGUGACCUAUUCCUUUACAUUAUGCUAAAGCCCUAUGCAAUUAUGUAUUUUCUACAUCUACAGGGCUUUGCCAUUUGUUUGUCUGUGAUAGAUUUCUUUCUGGUCGCGCAUGUUGACAACUGGGAUUAGCGGUUGCUAGAUAAUACGAAGGUGGAGGUUGUUGCUUGGCUUCAACAUGUUCAUUUUUCUACACUGUAACAAGAUCUGCUUGCUUAUGUGGGUUCCUUACAAAGGGAGUCACUGGCAGUUUAUUCAGGGUGCUUUGUUCAGGGUACCGUUGUGAUUACUUAUGCCGCGGUUUUGUGGAUGCGGUUGUGAUGAAACAGUCUUAUACUCUAUGCAACAGAUAUACAAACACAUAGUCCUCUAUGCUUUUUUUUUUCACUGAGAUGUUAAAAAUGUUUGUCACUGCUCAAUGCCAUGUGAGUCAUGCGCAUCAUUUACGUUGCUUGUCAAUUGUAUACAAUGUUGUGCUAAACAGAUGCAAUUUUUGUAUGGGAUGGAGUAUAAUAAAGCCAUUGUUAACAAAGCCCUCUGUACGUUACAUUUUGCCUGUUUGCAUUACAAGUAAAGCAGUGGAGGCUGUGUGCGACAGAUUCCAAUUUUUAU